Messenger RNA from Magallana angulata, 1338 nucleotides. Its product is annotated as putative tRNA (cytidine(32)/guanosine(34)-2'-O)-methyltransferase. Gene Ontology annotation, biological process: cytoplasmic translation; tRNA methylation. Bases 118 to 1164 code for a protein of 348 amino acids. Gene Ontology annotation, molecular function: tRNA methyltransferase activity. The record is from RefSeq and is a predicted model, not a curated record. NCBI's taxonomy places the organism in Eukaryota, Metazoa, Mollusca, Bivalvia, Ostreida, Ostreidae. The transcript is spliced from 2 exons. Gene Ontology annotation, cellular component: cytoplasm.
AGCAUGUAGUAAUCCAACGUCACUGCAACGUGUAUUUGACUCAGAACACCAAUAAUCCAGAGCACGUUUGGCAGAUUUUCUUUCUGUUAAUCAGUAUUUGGUUAUUAAUUUUCAACCAUGGGGAAGUCAAGUAAAGAUAAAAGAGAUGUGUACUAUCGCUUAGCUAAAGAGGAAGGAUGGCGGGCAAGGAGCGCGUUCAAACUUCUACAAAUAAACGAGGACUUUAAUUUGUUUGAAGGAGUAAAGAAAGUUGUAGAUUUGUGUGCAGCCCCUGGUAGCUGGAGUCAAGUGUUAGCCAGGAAAUUAAGAGGAGGUGAUGUCAAAAACGACGACGUGAAAAUAGUAGCUGUCGAUCUCCAGGCGAUGGCUCCAAUCCCUGGAGUUAUUCAGCUGCAGGGAGACAUAACCAAGAAGUCAACAGCACAGGAAAUCAUAUCUCACUUUGAAGGCGAGAAGGCGGAUCUAGUGGUUUGUGAUGGGGCACCUGAUGUCACUGGUCUUCAUGACAUCGACGAAUACAUUCAGGCUCAGUUGCUUUUAGCUGCUUUAAACAUAACCACACACGUUCUUCGCACUGGUGGGACAUUUGUUGCCAAGAUAUUCCGUGGAAAAGAUGUCACAUUGUUAUAUUCCCAACUUCGUAUAUUUUUCCCACUCGUUGCAAUAUUCAAACCACGGAGUAGCAGAAAUUCAAGUAUCGAGGCAUUUGUCGUGUGUCAGAAUUAUUCUCCACCUGCAGGAUACAUUCCCAAUAUGUCGAAUCCUUUACUCGACCACAAAUACGACACAGAUUACAAUAAUCUAGAAGGACCAAACCGAGUUAUUGUUCCCUUUCUUGCUUGUGGAGAUUUAAGUGGUUUUGAUUCCGAUCGAACAUAUCCUCUGAACCUUGAAGAUGGGAAAGACUAUGUGUACCACCCUCCAACUCAAGGACCAAUCAAGCCUCCAUAUGAGGAGGCAUGUCAACUGAGAAAGACUGACCAACUGGCAAAAGUAGUUGACCCUACAAAGGCAUCAUCAGAAUCAUCAGACAAGAGUAAAGGAGAUACUACAACCAAAGGCUCUACCAUAGACUCUCUUCCAGAUUGUCUGGAUGAAGAUCUGGAAUUUGAUCCUUCAGAACAAGAUGUGUUGGAAGACUUAACAGAAUUACAGAUUGGAUAGACACAGUGGCCAGCAAUGUUCAUGUUCAUAGUGAAAAUGCAAAGAAAAUCACAAAAUAUUCUUUUGCAUGUUUGUUCCUCUAUUGACAGUGAUUUUUGUCAUGUUGAUUUUCUUUAUUUGUAUAUGUAUAAAUUCAUUCAUUAAAUAAGGUAAAUAAAAUUAGCUCUUGAUAAA